AUGUAUCCGUUUGGGACGAGUCGGUGGUCAAAGUCUUUGGGGCCGUUCAUUGUGUGCAUAAUAUGGAUAUUAGGGGUGGCGUUGGGUUCAGUCAUUUGGUACAACUCGGUGGCCGAGCCUUUCCAAGUGGCCAAUCAGACCUACUAUGACUGCCGGGAGACGUGGUCGGAGCACUCGGGGCGUAUGUACACCCUGGCCAUUUUCACCAUCACAUUCGCACUUCCACUCUGUAUACUAACGUACGUCUACGGGGCUGUCGGAUACAAAAUGAUCCGGCAUUCAGUGCCAGGAAACGCGGACGCGGCCAGGGAUGAGGCUCAGCACUUGGCCAAAGUCAAAGUAAUCAAAAUGUUGUCGACAAUUGUCAUACUCUUUGCUUUGUGUUGGCUUCCCAUUCAUGUACUGAACCUAUUGAUAUCAUUCAAGAGGGAGUGGUUGGAGGGCCUGUAUGUGACAGAGGCUGGCAAUCAGACUUAUGUGGCACUCAUUAUAUCAGCGCAUUGGCUAUCAAUGAGUAAUUCAUUUGUAAAUCCAGUCAUCUAUUGCUUUAUGAGCGAUAACUUCAGAUGGCUAUAA
Messenger RNA from Oppiella nova, 576 nucleotides. Lineage: Eukaryota; Metazoa; Arthropoda; Arachnida; Sarcoptiformes; Oppiidae. The record is from the annotation of a GenBank genome assembly.